Molecule: messenger RNA, 1490 nt
Organism: Syngnathoides biaculeatus (alligator pipefish)
Lineage: Eukaryota; Metazoa; Chordata; Actinopteri; Syngnathiformes; Syngnathidae
Gene: mettl21e
Product: methyltransferase like 21e
Biological process (GO): peptidyl-lysine methylation
Cellular component (GO): cytosol; cytoplasm
Molecular function (GO): protein-lysine N-methyltransferase activity
Source: RefSeq, a predicted model, not a curated record
AUGUACUGCGGUGUCCAGGUGAUAUCUAGUGGCCAGACAGAGAUUUGUUCCCAGAGUGACCUAAUCCCAAAGAACUUUAUUGACCAGAAACCAAAACCUGCUCUUGAAGUCCACACAUUUCUUGUGAUCCUGUCCUCUCAUUUGAACAUGGAGCAGUGGGAGGAAAGCUGCAAGACUGGAAAGGAUGCAGACCCUGCUGUGGAUGAAGACCUCAGCAAAUCCAUCCUGGCACACCAGUUCCACCCUUCUGUCAUUGGGCCGGAGGCAUGGGAAGGCUACAGCUUCUCUGGCCUGGAGAUCCGAAUUAAAGAAUCCACAGACCUCUACGGAGCUGUACUCUGGCCCUCGGCUGUGGUGUUGUGUCACUUCCUGGAGACCAAUCGUGACAAGUACAACCUGAUGGACAAGAAUGUGAUAGAACUUGGCGCAGGAACUGGUCUCGUCUCUAUCGUUUCAAGUCUUUUAGGUGCAAAGGUCACCUCCACAGACAUCCCGGAUGUGCUGGGGAACCUCCAGUACAAUGUCACAUGCAACACAAAAGGCCGAUGCAAAUACACCCCUGUGGUUACAGAGCUAGUCUGGGGCCCAGAGGUGGAGCAGAGGUUCCCACAAAGUUCACACAAUUUCGACUACAUCCUGGCUGCAGACGUGGUCUACGCUCACCCCUACCUGGACCAGCUGUUGGAUACGUUCAAGCACCUCUGCCAGGUGAACACUCAGAUCCUGUGGACCAUGCGUUUCCGCCUUGAGCCAGAGAACAGCUUUGUGGAUCGCUUCAGCGAGCACUUCCACUUGGAGGAAGUGUAUGACCUCCCCAGUCUGAGCAUUAAACUGUACCGAGCCUGGAGGAAGGACAAGAGAACCAAGGAUCAAGAAGAAUCUUCUGUGUAAUCUUUUUUUUUACGUUUUUUUUUUUUUUUACAAUGUGUCUUUCUGAGCCUUUUUACACUUUUGUCCUAUCACACUACUUAAUCAUGGCUGAGAGUUCAUUGUUAGUGGUUUAUUUAUUCUUCAUCACAUUUAAUGAUAUCAUUGCCACUUCUUAACACGUUUAAGUUUAAAAAAAAUACUAAAUAUUAAAAAUUGACACUGAAUUCUAUCGGCACGGUGGACGACUGAUUCGAGCGUCUGUCUCACAGUUGUGAGGACUGGAGUUCAAAUCCAGUCUUGCCUGUGUGGAGUUUGCAUGUUCUCCCUGUGCCUGCGUGGGUUUUCUCCGCGCACUCCGGUUUCCUCCCACAUCCCAAAAACAUGCAACAUUAAUUGGGCUCGCUAAACACUCUAGGUGUGAUUGUUGUCUGUCUUCAUGUGCCCUGUGAUUGGCUGGCAACCAGUUCAGGGUUAGGGUUAGCCAGCUGUCAAGAGAGGCUCUUGCUCUCUUGAUAGCUGGGAUAGGCUCCGGCACUCCCGCAACCCCUGUGGGGAUAAGCAGCUCAGAAAUUGGAUGGAGAUUGAAUUCUAGUGAGAUCCUAUCCAGUCAAAUUCCUUGA